Messenger RNA from Brachypodium distachyon (stiff brome), 1813 nucleotides. RefSeq lists its product as uncharacterized. The transcript has 2 exons. The record is from RefSeq and is a predicted model, not a curated record. Bases 134 to 1525 code for a protein of 463 amino acids. Lineage: Eukaryota; Viridiplantae; Streptophyta; Magnoliopsida; Poales; Poaceae.
CAGAAAAGUAGAAACGCCGUUCUCUCAUCCUCGAGGGACAGAAAGAACGAGAGUGAGGGGGAAAGAGAAGCAAGACCUAGAUUAGGGAUCCGCGCUGCCGCCCGACCCCCAUCCCACCCCCUCCCCGCCGGCCAUGGCUCUCUUCCCUGACUGGGUUAUGCUGGACCGCUUCGUGGUCCGCCGGGACGACCUUGACGUGGACGACUCAACCGUGGCCUCCGGCAGCGGCUCCGGGGAGCACGUGUUCCACGUCGGAUUCCAGCUCCACGCGCCGCCGCGGGUGUCCCGCAUCCUCCUGCGGGUCGACGCCGGCGCGUCGUCCUUCAACAACUUCCACGUUGUCGCCGCCCACCGCGACGCGUUGCUCCUUCAGAUGUCAUACCUCAUCGAGGCGCGCCGCGGCCGCACGCUCCGCAAGUACGGGAUGAUCGACUUCUUCCUCUACAGAGCAGCCGGUACCGAUGGCUCGUCUCGGCCGUCGCUCGAUCUUCUCCCCGCUGUUGACGGCACCGAGGCCGAGGUCCGGGCCCGGAUCGAGGCGGAGGGCUUCGUCUGGACGAACCAGCGCGAACGGAGGGCCAAGGGCUUGGAUCUCGGCGUCGUGCGCCGUGGCGAGAAAGAGUUUGCAGUCGCCGAGCUCCAGGUCAGCUGUUCUAAGGAACCAUCAGAGCUCCACGUGUUUUGCCCGACCAAAUCGAGCCAGUGGGAAAUCAAGCAGCCACCGCUCAUACCCGUGGGUUGUGCGGACGAUUUUUCCUUGGAGCGGUUGCUGUUCUACUGGAAUGCGGACAAGGUCGUCACAUUUGGGAGCUCCCUCUGCUGGAUAGAUUACUGCUAUGGCAUCAUUUUCUGUGAUGUGUUCGAUGACAGCCCAGUGCUCUACUACAAGGAAUUCCCUUCAAAAGUGCCCAAUCUGUAUGACAACUGUCAUGGUACUGGAUGGGUUGAUGCCUACCAGACCGUCGGUGUUACCAGCUGCGGCUCCCUGAAGUACGUCACAGUUGUGCGCGGUGAUGGCAAGAUUCACGGAGAGUUCACAGAGUCUUCUGGUUUCACCGUCACCUCCUGGACUCUAAAGAGAACAGAAGUGAAUAAGAUGGAGUGGGAGAAGACUGAUGAGGCUACGUCCGAUGAUCUCUGGCGUCUUGAUGGUUUUCAGAAUCUCCCGCGCAUCCCGUUGCGGUUUCCUCACAUCAGCAUUGACGACCCCAAUGUUGUUUGCUUUGUGUUGAGGAGGAGGGUUGAAGGGAAGUGUUACCGCGAGACUUGGCUAGUUUCUGUUGACUUGAGCAGCAAGGCAGUUAAGGCUUCCCACCCAUAUAGCAAUCCAGAAUUAGAAGAAACGGAUAUCUCUUGCGAGACUGACUUUUCAAAAUCAAAGUACUGGUACUUCGAGUCUUUUCUUCCCACCGAGUUCACCAAGUACAUGAAUCUGCUUAGCACCAGGACCGACCUUCAUAGUGAGCCAAAACCUAGAAAGAGGAAGUUCAUGGAAGGGAGCAAAGAGUUAGAGCUCACAGGAUAAUGUAGGGCGAUAAUUCUGCAAACAUCCAAAUUCGAUGGAGACAAACAUCAAAACUGCAUGCAUGAUCACUGCAAAAGCUGAAAUUGCAAUUAUGUUUUAAUGUAAACUUUAUAUAUUUUCCACUUUGCAAUGUAUGCGAGAUGAAAAUGUUUAGCUUUGUCUGUUUAUUUCUUAAAUUAGUCACUGAACUUGAUAGAGAUUCCAUCACACUGACAAAGAACUUAUGGGUGCACCAUGCUAAGAAACACCUCAUGAAUAUCUUUAUGAUCUGAAAUUUGGUUUUGCUUC